GUGUCAAACGACUGAGUUCCUGGUCUCAGCUGAAAUAAACUGUGUUCACUGUCUGAGUCUUUUCAGUCUGCAUCAGGAUGAGGGUGAAUAUCUACAGCUGCCUGUUCGUCUUUGUUCUGGGCUGUAAUGUCACUGCAGGACCAAUGAGAGGGAUACCACCACCACCAACAACAAUGACAUCACAUCCUCCAACAACAACACCAUCAACUCCACUGAAAAACACAGGAAUGAAAUAUAAAAUACUGAAAGAGAAGGGGUCCAUCACCCUGUGUUGUCCUCAGCCUGUGGAGGGUAAAGUGACGUGGAGCAGAGUGAACGAAGGCAAAGUUGACAUACUUACAGUCGAUGGUGAAGGAGAGAAAGAACACACUGACAAAUGUUCCAGUUCAUCAACACAUGAAUCUCUGCACAUUAAGAGAGCUGCUGUCUCAGACAGUGGAUGUUACCUCUGUAACAAUGAGACAGUUGUCCAGCUGUUUGUGAUCCCAUCAGGAAUACAACGUAAAGUCCGUAAACAGAGAGAGUCCAUCACUCUGCAUUGUCCUCAGCCUGUGGAGGGUAAAGUGACGUGGAGCAGAGUGACUGAACAACAAGGCAAAGUUGACAUACUUACAGUCGAUGGUGACGGACAGAAAGUGCUCAUUGAUGACCAAGACAGACGUUACGGUUCAUCAGAUAAAUCACUGCACAUUAACAGACUUUCUGUCUCAGACAGUGGAAAUUACUUCUGUAACAAUGAGCCAGCUGUGUUGUUGUCAGUGAUCCCAUCAGGGACACCCAGACUCAGUGUUAUGAGGAGAACCAACAUCUCUCUGCAGUGUUCUCCUGGUGUUGGAGGAUCAGGUGUUCCAACAUGGAGCAGAGAAAUUGCUGGAAAACAACAGCAAAUGAGCCGUCGUGUCUCCACUGAGGACAAGACAUUGACUGUAACAAGAGUGCAGCCUGAUGACUCUGGACUGUACUACUGUGAUGGAAAACCAGCUGCAUAUCUGACUGUGACUGAAGGAGAGAAACCUGAGAGAGAGCGUAAGAAUAUUACACCAUCAACAACGACAACAACAACAACACCAACAACAACAACAACAACAACACCAACAACGACAAUGACAACGACAACAACGACACCAACACCAACAACGACAACGACAACAACAACAACAACACCAACAACGACAACAACGACAACAACAACAAUGACAACAUUAAAAACUACACAGCCUAUAACUACAACCACAGCUCCUGAUGGCCCGAGAACAGAUCUUGGUAUGGUUGUUGGAAUAUCUGCCCCCGUCCUCCUCCUCGUCCUCCUCUUCAUCAUCUACUUUACUCGGAGACGCAGGUUGAAAAGACGAGAAAAUGAAGAAAGAGGCCCAGUCUAUGAGGAGAUACUGGAGGGAUCAGUGUGUCAACCUUUGAAUGGAAUAACAUCAACAUACUGCAUGGUAACUUUUCCAGCUGGAUCACACCAGAAUGAUCCCACAUACGCCACCAUCUCUGAUCUUCCACUGACAGCAACCAUGACUGGUUCACAGCUGGCUAACACGUAUUCCUUGCUGGAGAAGCCCAAAGCAGCUGGAAACAAUAACAACGAUCAGUAUCUAUAGUUUUACCUCUAUGUGUCUAUAUAUACUGUAGUUUUAUAUUUUUAUAUGACUAUUGUUGUGCUGUUAGGUUAAAACUCAGCAAGAGCUCCCUAGGAAAGUAAGGCUUAUUAAUAAUGUUAACAAUAAGGGAAAAAAAACUAAACUUUUUCAUGUACGUACUAGCUAUAUAUAUAUAUUAUAUAUUUUCUCUGAACCACAAUAGUAAUAGACAACACUGACACAUUCCAACACAUCCAUGUAAAUAUUGAUCAGUUGAUAUAAAUAUAUCAUUUUAGAAUGCAUGGAAGCCCAUUUCUGUGUUCACGUGAUGAAAAAAUUUUGUAAAUAAUCAAAAGUUCCUCACAAUAAUGACUCAGUAUCAUUCUUUCAUUCAGUCCUUAUCUUGAAUAAGUUUGUCAUUAUGAUAGAGGAUUUUUUUUGUCUUCAUCACAUUGGUGUAAAUGGGCUUUAACCGAGGAGUGUAUCACUCUAAACAAGCUUGAUUUUAAUGAUGUAACUGUCUUUUAUUUAAAAAAAAAAAAUCUGUACAUUUAAUUUUAGCUUUUCCAUGUACACAACAUUUAUUAUUCUAUUUUCUUUCCUUUUUAAAAACAAAUAAUUAAAAAACCAAAUACUUCAAAUCUCUAAA
Molecule: messenger RNA, 2232 nt
Organism: Lates calcarifer (barramundi perch)
Lineage: Eukaryota; Metazoa; Chordata; Actinopteri; Centropomidae
Product: mucin-2
Exons: 11
Coding region: 78-1604 (508 amino acids)
Biological process (GO): response to bacterium; T cell activation; positive regulation of ERK1 and ERK2 cascade
Cellular component (GO): membrane raft; external side of plasma membrane
Molecular function (GO): transmembrane signaling receptor activity; MHC class II protein binding; protein tyrosine kinase binding
Source: RefSeq, a predicted model, not a curated record